AUGAUUGGGAGCGCCAAGCCACUGGUGGCGCCGCUGCAGCCGCCGUCCCCCACCGGUCGCUGCCUCGCCCCCUCGUCCUGCGCCCCUGACUCUCCCCCAGCUCUCACCCGCGCCGUCGAGAGCCCAGGCCAGUCUCAGUCGCAGUCUCAGUCUGACGGCGCCCCGCCACCGCGCCCGGUUGACGCCGCUGCCUUGUCCCACGUGCUGCGCGCGAGCCCGCAGCUCAGCCGGUGGUCCCGGUCGCGGGCGCUGCGGUCGGGCCGCCGGCCGGGGUCGGACCGCGCGAAGCUCUCCUCGGCCUCGGCCUCGGUGCUGCCGGUGAACAAGUCGCCGCGGCCCGAGGACGCUGCAGUGGCGGUGGAGGAUGGCGAGGACGACGACGUGUGCGUGGCCGAGAGGGACGCCGCGGCCGGGAAGGCUAUCUACAUCGUGUCGGACGGGACCGGGUGGACCGCGGAGCACGCGGUGAACGCCGCGCUCGGACAGUUCGAGCACUGCUUCGUUGACCGCGGCUGCGCUGUUAACACCCACCUCAUCUCCAUGGUCAACAGCAUGGAUCGACUUCUUGAGGUAAUAAAGCAAGCAGCAAAGGAAGGGGCACUAGUUCUAUAUACCCUUGCUGAUCCUUCAAUGGCUGAGUCAGCUAAGAAGGCCUGCGAUUUCUGGGGUGUUCCAUUCACUGAUGUUCUUCAGCCUACUGUUGAAGCCAUUGCUUCUCAUAUUGGUGUUGCUCCAUCUGGAAUUCCACGAAGCUCUCCUAGUCGACAGGGUCAGCUAACAGAGGACUACUUUCGACGGAUUGAUGCUAUCGAUUUUACCAUCAAACAAGAUGACGGGGCUCAGCCACAGAACCUCAACCGUGCAGACAUUGUACUUGCUGGCGUUUCACGUACAGGGAAGACACCGUUGUCAAUAUAUCUAGCUCAAAAGGGAUACAAGGUAGCAAAUGUCCCAAUUGUGAUGGGAGUGAAUCUUCCAAAGACCCUUUUUGAGAUCAGCCAAGACAAGAUUUUUGGAUUGACAAUAAAUCCAGUGGUUCAUCAAGCAAUUAGAAAGACUAGGGCCAAAGCUCUAGGUUUUGGUGAUGGGUAUCAGAGCAAUUAUGCCGAAAUGGAACAUGUGAGGCAGGAACUGGUCCAUGCAAAUCAAAUUUUUGCUCAAAACCCAAUGUGGCCAGUCAUUGGGGUCACUGGAAAAGCUAUAGAGGAAACAGCUGCUGUCAUUGUGAGGAUUUACCAUGACAGGAAACAGAAGUGCUCCAUGCCACGCAUAUCAAAACGGUACUAG
This is a messenger RNA of Miscanthus lutarioriparius, 1287 nucleotides long. The record is from the annotation of a GenBank genome assembly. NCBI's taxonomy places the organism in Eukaryota, Viridiplantae, Streptophyta, Magnoliopsida, Poales, Poaceae.